AUGGCCACCGCGCGUCUGGCCCAUUGGGCCUACAACCUUACCUUUGCCGACCUGCCCCCUGAUGUCGUGCGAGCCGCCGUCCGAAGCUUCUACAACUGGGCUGGCUGCACCAUUGGCGGGAGUCGGCACGAGGCAGCGUCCAUCGCCCACGACACCCUCUCCCCGUUCUUCGGGCCUGCCCACGCGUCCCUGCUGGGCCUCUCCGUAUCGGCAGAUGCCCAGCACGCGGCGCUCCUCAACGGCAUCGCCAGCCACGUCCACGACUAUGAUGACACCCACCUCGACACCAUCAUCCACCCGACCGGUCCCGUCGCGUCAGCGCUGCUGGCCGUGGCGGAGCUCCACGCGCCCGUCCGUGGACAAGACCUUCUCCUGGCGCUCGUCGCCGGCAUCGAGGCCGAAUGCAAGGUCGGCCUGGCUGUGUGGCCAGAACACUACGACGUGGGCUGGCACAUCACGUCGACCGCGGGGUCCAUCGGUGCCGCCGUUGCCGUGGGCAAGCUGCUCGGCCUGUCGCCGGAGCAGCUGACGCACGCCGUCGGUCUUGCGGCCACGCAGGUCGUCGGCCUGCGCGACAUGUUUGGCAGCCACACCAAGUCGUUUCACCCCGGCCGUGCCGCCCAGGCGGGCUUACUGGCCGCGCUGUUGGCGCAACGGGGCUACACGAGCAGUGCGCAGGCGCUCGAGGCCAAGCGCGGCUGGGCCAACGUCGUGGCCGCGACCAAGACCGACCCCCAGGCCGGCCUGCAGAAAUGGAUUGGCUUUGGCGAGGCCGACGUGGGCGUAGGUCUCUUCACUGCUGCGGCCGGUAAGGGUCGCUGGGAGAUUUUGCGCAACAGCUUCAAGCCCUUCCCUUGCGGCAUCGUCAUCCACCCCGUCAUCGAUGCCUGCAUCCGCCUGCACCGCGACAUGGAAGCCAAGGGUCUCAACGCCGCCCACAUCCAGACCGUCGAUGUCAAGGUCCAUGCCCUGGUCUUGGAGCUGACGGGCAAGAGAACCCCCGUUGACGGCCUCCAGGCCAAGUUUAGUGUCUACCACAGCGGCGCCUGCGGUCUGGUUCUGGGCAGAGCCACGCCACGCGAAUACGAGGACGACGUGGUGCACGACCCGGCCAUUGUCAGCGUGCGCGACAAGAUCAAUGCGCACGCCCAGGAGGGGCGAGGGGCGGACGCGGCCAGUGUCACUGUCGUCUGGCAGGACGGGACCAUGUUGGAGACGUAUGUCGCGCACGCCGCAGGCAGCCGCGAGGUGCCCAUGGAUGACGCCAUGCUGGAGAAGAAGUUUCUCGGCUCGUGCGCGCCCGUUCUUGGCGACGCAAAGGCGAAGCAAGCAAGCGCGGCGCUUUGGGGUGUGGCGACGGUCCACGACGUUGCGAGUAUCAUACAAGUACUAGUUAUGACUGGCAGCGCUCCAGUCGCUACGGCGGAGGCUCUCGUUGCGUGUAAGGACAUGGAUGAGUAG
Messenger RNA from Purpureocillium lilacinum, 1461 nucleotides. RefSeq lists its product as uncharacterized. Lineage: Eukaryota; Fungi; Ascomycota; Sordariomycetes; Hypocreales; Ophiocordycipitaceae. Gene Ontology annotation, molecular function: lyase activity. The record is from RefSeq and is a predicted model, not a curated record.